AUGGCAUCGAUCUCCAGCAGGCCCAAGAGGAAGAGAGCCCAUUCGAAGCGUGAGAUAUUGGGACCCAUCGGACGCCGCAGCAACAGCACGCGGCACAGCGCGGCGAAGCCCCCGAGGCCGGCCGCAGCGCAACGGCUGCCGAACGACGUGCUGUGGUACCUGGCGCGCACGUUCCUCUGGCGGCCGGGCGACGUCUACGAGCUGGCGCGCGCGAGCCGCGGGCUCUGGGUCGUGCUGGAGAAGGAGAUCUACAUCACGGACGUCGCCGCCGUGCGGUCCCGGCACGCGCGGGCGCUGGACCCCGUGCGCACGACGCUGCUGCACUGGGCCGCCGUCGCCGGGCGCGCCGCCACCCUCGACAAGGCCCUCGCGGCCGCCCGCCUCGUCUGGCCCCCCUACGUCGACUACCAGCACGCCCGGUGCGGCCACGCCGCCAGCCACUUCGCCGCCCACUACGGCCGCCUGGGCGCCGUCCAGCGCCUCGCCGGCCUCGGCACCGCCGUGUGCGACGUCGCGGCCCCGUCCGGCUGGGUGUGCCCGGCCCCGCAGCGGCUGGCGUCGAUCCUCGAGCGUCUGCUCCCCGGGCGCUUCCGCGUGCCGCCGGACUGCCUGGUCCACUCGCGCGAGUUCCCCUUCCGGAUCGAUGCGUUGGGGCUGGCGAUCCUCAAGGGCCAUGAGGCAGUGGCGUGGUAUCUCAUGCGCCACUACGAGGAGAGACGGGCAGUAGAGGAGAAAAUAAUCUCGCCGCUCCACUUGGCGGCGUUCGUUGGCAUGCCGAAGAUUGUAGAGGCGAUUCUGGCCAAGGGUACGGAUGUGAAUUUUCGGUGCCGGCAUGUGGAAGACAGCACGCCGCUUCAAUGGGCGGUGGCGGGUGCUUCGGGGCUAGGAAGAAAGGAAACGGUAUUGCUACUCAUGCAGCAUGGUGCCGACCGCAAUAUAGUUGACCGCCGAGGCCACACGGCUCUUGACUGGGCCAUCGGCUUCAAGGUGCCAGAGAAUGUCUACCUGCUCCUGACCGAAUCUGCCGAGAUCCCGCCACGGCACUCUUGGUCUCCAAGCCUUGUCGAGACAUGGACAAAGAGACUACAAAAGUGUAUGGCAGACGACUGCUUCCUAGACUGCACCAAGUUCAUCAUACAGCGCUGUCAGGGAUUGCCAGAGACGUGCCUGAAGCUGUGCGCGCACUCGACAUUCUGGGACAUAGACCGGAGCUGGGACGAGCCAGGGUCCGUGUCAACGGCAACCAAGAACAUGGAGACGAAGCGGUGGCUCGUCGAGGAAGGGAUCGGCCUCGGGGUGCUGAGCAGGGGGGCGCGCGAGAGCUGGAUGCAGGAGGAGCUCUUCACCGGCCGCGCGUUCCUCCACUACGCGGCCGGGUCGAGCGACAUGGGCCCGGAGCUGCUGCGGCAGAUCAUGGAACAGCGGCCGCAGGACGUCAACGUGCUCGACGCCAAGGGCCUCACGCCGCUGGAGCUGGCCCUGGGCUACCGGUGCCAGCCGCUCAAGGCGCAGGCGCUCGUAGAGCACGGGGCGAACCAGAAGCUCUGUUUUGGCGGCGACAGGGCGCGGGCGGAUAUAGAUCAGCAGAUCAGGGGGUUCGUCGAUGAAGAGGAUUGA
Neoarthrinium moseri is the source of this 1617-nucleotide messenger RNA. RefSeq lists its product as uncharacterized. Gene Ontology annotation, cellular component: nucleus; cytoplasm. NCBI's taxonomy places the organism in Eukaryota, Fungi, Ascomycota, Sordariomycetes, Amphisphaeriales, Apiosporaceae. Bases 1 to 1617 code for a protein of 538 amino acids. The transcript has a single exon. Gene Ontology annotation, molecular function: protein binding. The record is from RefSeq and is a predicted model, not a curated record.